Molecule: messenger RNA, 550 nt
Organism: Zingiber officinale
Lineage: Eukaryota; Viridiplantae; Streptophyta; Magnoliopsida; Zingiberales; Zingiberaceae
Product: trafficking protein particle complex subunit 8-like
Exons: 4
Coding region: 11-550 (179 amino acids)
Biological process (GO): endoplasmic reticulum to Golgi vesicle-mediated transport; protein localization to phagophore assembly site
Cellular component (GO): cytoplasmic vesicle; TRAPPIII protein complex; phagophore assembly site
Source: RefSeq, a predicted model, not a curated record
CGUGCAACUAAUGUACAUAUUUCAUCAGGAGCCUUCUCUGCAUGCAGCUGUGAUGCUUGAACAAGCAUCCUACUGCUAUUUGCUUUCCAUCCCACCAAUGUUACGCAAGUAUGGUUUUCAUCUUGUUUUGUCUGGAAAUCGUUACUACAUUUCUGAUCAGAGACAACAUGCGAUUCGAGCUUACAGGAAUGCACUCUUCGUUUACAGAGAAAAUGGUUGGAGUUAUAUAUCUGAUCAUGUUCACUACAAUGUUGGAAGGUUCUCUAUGCUUUGUUUGUAUAUUUGUGCAUUUAUCUUUGAUGCUUUUGACCUUAUCUCCUUCCAUUUACUUACGUGGUAUUCUUUUAUUGGAGUUCUUGAUUUGGCUAUCAAGCAUAUGCUGGAGGUUUUGGUUUGCAGUCAUCUGUCCCUAGCCACACAAAAUGUAUUCCUUAAUAAAUUUUCCCAUGUUGUCCAGAGCAUGGGAAUGAAAUUUGAGGUUUACAAUCUUCGACUACCUGUUAUUAAUAUGGCCUCACUCUGCAACAUAUUAGAACAGUGGAUGCUUUAA